AUGACUGAAGCGAGAAGCGAUUGCAAAGUAUUUGUACCAAAAUCAAUCUUGCAACAACACUAUGGCAUGCAUCUUGCAACAACACUAUGGCAUGCAUCUUGCAACAGCACUAUGGCAUGCAUCUUGCAACAACACUAUGGCAUGCAUCUUGCAACAACACUAUGGCAUGCAUCUUGCAACAGCACUAUGGCAUGCAUCUUGCAACAACACUAUGGCAUGCAUCUUGCAACAACACUAUGGCAUGCAUCUUGCAACAACACUAUGGCAUGCAUCUUGCAACAGCACUGUGGCAUGCAUCUUGCAACAACACUAUGGCAUGCAUCUUGCAACAGCACUAUGGCAUGCAUCUUGCAACAACACUAUGGCAUGCAUCUUGCAACAACACUAUGGCAUGCAUCUUGCAACAACACUAUGGCAUGCAUCUUGCAACAACACUAUGGCAUGCAUCUUGCAACGACACUAUGGCAUGCAUCUAUUUAA
Messenger RNA from Brugia pahangi, 480 nucleotides. The record is from the annotation of a GenBank genome assembly. Lineage: Eukaryota; Metazoa; Nematoda; Chromadorea; Rhabditida; Onchocercidae.